This is a messenger RNA of Aspergillus fumigatus Af293, 585 nucleotides long. RefSeq lists its product as uncharacterized. Bases 1 to 585 code for a protein of 194 amino acids. The record is from RefSeq and is a predicted model, not a curated record. NCBI's taxonomy places the organism in Eukaryota, Fungi, Ascomycota, Eurotiomycetes, Eurotiales, Aspergillaceae. The transcript is spliced from 2 exons.
AUGUCCUUCCCUGAAUUAACAGGAAAUACCUUCCCUCGCUUUGGUACAACCGGCUUUGGGGAGGCCAUGGACGCUGACGCGGAGACUACUUUCUCUAUUCGGAUGCAACCGAAACAAGGCCGACCCGGAAGUAACCUGGAUCAUGAAGUGCGAUUGAGUCUGAAGAAUGCCAUGGUGAAAUUUAUUACUCUGACUACGGUGCAAUCAUAUCUUGGUCUCGAAGAUGUCUUCCCUAUCUGGUUGCCAAGCAUUUACGUCAUAGUCAUCGUGGCCACUCUCAUCUACCUCGGGACAUCUGUAUAUCAAUCUGGGAACUCGCCCCGAGCCAACACACUGGACGGAGGGAAGAACGUGCAUAGCAGUGUUGCUGCUCUGCGACAAAUCAUUUUGAUGCCGAUGCAUGGAUGCUUCUCUCUCAUGGUCAUCAAUCAAGGAACGCAUUUCCUCCAUUUGCUGCAACGAAAGGCCAUCCUCUUCCCCUUCAACCUCGAUGUAGACACCACGCAUAUUCACCUCCUCUUUGAGGCGACGGAUAGCUCCUUCGCUCAUAUACCUGGCGCAAUUCUUAUGUCAGUCUUGCUUUAG